AUGUCCGUGCCAGACAGACGAGUGAUAACCACAUUGAAAUAUUCGAAGUACCGCGUGAAGCCCGUCGUCGUGAACGGCGAGCCCGCGCUCAACUGGCAGGUACCCUACCUGGUCUCCAUCAAGGAGCCAAUCUCUAAGAGGGGAGUUCUUAAACUGUGGGCAAACUUAUGCGGAGGAAGUAUUAUAAAAAAAGAUGUAAUACUGACUGCAGCUCAUUGUUUCGAAGGCGACAAUUUUUACUAUGCCAAGCGAUCCCAUAUACUUAGAGCUGUGGCCGGGAACAUACACACCUCCCUGCAACACACCGGAGAGUCCGGCCGGUCUAAAGCUGGCUCACAAUGGAGACAAUUCAAGACAAUUCACCUACACAAAAAGUUCAAUUUCCCGAACAAUGAUUUAGCCCUCGGGUAUAUGGAUUAUCCUUGGGAUUUCGAACAAACUGGAAUAAAACCGAUUACAGUGGCGCGUACCACGACGGACAGGCUAGGGGCGUGUAUUACGGCCGGAUAUGGAAAAACUGGUCAUAGAACGAAAGAUAAUACGUCACAAGUACUGCUUCUGGCGCCGAUCGACACGAUGCCGCGAGUGCAGUGUUCGUUGCUGUGGGAAAUGAAUAUGGAUAAGUUUGUGUGUUCGAACUCGCUGCGGACGGAUGUGUCGGAGGGCGACUCUGGCAGCCCGCUCACGUGCGUGCACGCGCAGGACGGCGCCGCGCGCGACGGGCGCGACCUACUCGUCGGCGUCGUCAGCGGGAAAAACUUCGACAAGACCACGCUCUUUACCCGCGUCUCUGCCUUCCACGACUGGGUCACUGCUAAUAUGCUGACAGAAGAGUUAGUCUACUUGUGUGGCAACAUACUGCACUACAACGGGUAG
This is a messenger RNA of Pectinophora gossypiella (pink bollworm), 876 nucleotides long. RefSeq names its product chymotrypsinogen 2-like. Gene Ontology annotation, biological process: proteolysis. The record is from RefSeq and is a predicted model, not a curated record. NCBI's taxonomy places the organism in Eukaryota, Metazoa, Arthropoda, Insecta, Lepidoptera, Gelechiidae. The transcript is spliced from 2 exons. Gene Ontology annotation, molecular function: serine-type endopeptidase activity. The coding region runs from base 1 to 876 and encodes 291 amino acids.